Canis lupus familiaris (dog) is the source of this 5856-nucleotide messenger RNA. It is a transcript of the gene DPY19L3, whose product is annotated as dpy-19 like C-mannosyltransferase 3. Gene Ontology annotation, cellular component: nuclear inner membrane. Gene Ontology annotation, molecular function: mannosyltransferase activity. The transcript is spliced from 18 exons. Lineage: Eukaryota; Metazoa; Chordata; Mammalia; Carnivora; Canidae. The coding region runs from base 153 to 2168 and encodes 671 amino acids. The record is from RefSeq and is a predicted model, not a curated record.
GCUCCGCCGCUGCCCCGUGGCCGCCGCCUGCUCCCCCGCGGCCCUCGGCGCCCCGCGUCGGGCCGGCCUCCCUCCCCGCCCGGAGCCGCGCGCCAGGACGGCCGAGGCCGCAGGAGUGGUUGGAAGAACAAUGCGUGUAAGUCUCUGACACCAUGAUAUCCAUCAGGCAAAGAAAAGGGGUGAAAACCACAGAAGUUUCUGAGGAUUAUGCGGCCCGAGAAGCCAAUGUGAAGUUGGAAAAUAAAUUGCCAUCUGGUUGUGCGAGUAGAAGGUUAUGGAAACUUCUGUCAUUUACAGUUGGUGGAACCGUUGCCCUUUGCAUUGGACUUCUAACAUCGGUCUACUUGGCUACUUUACAUGAAAACGAUUUAUGGUUUUCUAAUAUUAAGGAAGUGGAGCGAGAAAUCUCAUUCAGAACAGAAUGUGGACUGUAUUACUCCUACUACAAGCAAAUGCUGCAGGCUCCAACGCUCAUGCAAGGUUUUCAUGGCUUAAUAUAUGAUAACAAAACUGAGUCUAUGAGGACAAUUAACCUUCUUCAGCGAAUGAAUAUUUACCAAGAAGUUUUUCUCAGUAUUUUAUAUAGAGUUCUGCCCAUACAGAAAUAUUUAGAGCCAGUUUAUUUUUAUAUUUACACCUUGUUUGGACUGCAGGCGAUCUAUGUCACAGCCCUUUACGUCACCAGCUGGCUCCUCAGUGGUACGUGGCUGUCAGGGCUCCUAGCGGCUUUCUGGUAUGUCACAAAUAGAAUAGAUACUACAAGAGUUGAGUUUACCAUCCCACUGAGGGAGAAUUGGGCUCUACCAUUCUUUGCAAUUCAGAUAGCAGCAAUUACAUAUUUCCUGCGACCAAACUUACAGCCUCUUUCUGAAAGGCUGACACUUCUUGCCAUUUUCAUAUCAACUUUUCUCUUUAGUCUGACAUGGCAAUUUAAUCAAUUUAUGAUGCUGAUGCAAGCAUUAGUGCUCUUCACACUGGACUCCUUGGACAUGCUGCCAGCAGUGAAGGCAACCUGGCUGUAUGGCAUCCAAAUGACAGGUUUGCUCCUGGUCUGCAUUCUUCAGUUUUUUAAUUCUAUGAUUCUUGGAUCAUUGCUUAUCAGUUUUAAUCUUUCAGUAUUAAUUGCAAGAAAACUUCAGAAAAAUCUGAAGACUGGAAGCUUCCUUAAUAGGCUUGGGAAACUAUUGUUACAUUUAUUUGCAGUUUUGUGUUUGACACUUUUUCUCAACAGCAUUAUUAAGAAAAUUCUUAAUCUGAAGUCAGACGAACACAUAUUUAAAUUUCUGAAGGCAAAAUUUGGGUUUGGAGCAACAAGAGAUUUUGAUGCAAAUCUGUAUCUGUGUGAAGAAGCAUUUGGCCUCUUACCUUUUAAUACAUUCGGAAGGCUUUCAGAUACUCUCCUUUUUUAUGCUUACAUAUUUGUUCUAUGCAUCACAGUGAUAGCAGCCUUAGCGGUUGCCUUCCAUAACCUCAGUGACUCCAAAAGCCAGCAAUCCACGGGUCAGACGGGAAAGUGCACGAUCAUCCUGAAACCAGAAACUGCCUACAACCUAAUACAUACCAUUCUGUUUGGAUUCCUGGCAUUGAGUACAAUGAGAAUGAAGUACCUCUGGACGUCGCACAUGUGUGUCUUCGCGUCGUUUGGUUUAUGCAGCCCUGAAAUAUGGGAAUUACUUCUGAAGUCAAUCCAUCUUUAUAAACCAAAGAGGAUAUGUAUAAUGCGAUAUUCAGUACCGAUAUUAAUACUGCUGUAUCUGUGCUAUAAGCUCCAACACGCCGAGGAAGGCCGUGUUCGCCGGGAGCAUGCAGCUGCUGGCCGGGGUCAAGCUGUGCACGGGCAGGACCUUAACCAACCACCCCCACUACGAAGACAACAGCCUGAGGGAGCGGACCAAAGCGGUGUAUCAGAUAUACGCCAAGAGGUCCCCGGAGGACGUGCACGCCCUGCUGAGGUCCUUCGGCACCGACUACGUCAUCCUGGAGGACAGCAUCUGCUACGAGCGCAGGCACCAGCGGGGCUGCCGGCUGCGGGACCUGCUGGACGUCGCCAACGGGCACAUGAUGGAUGGCCCAGGAGAGAACGAUCCCGACUUGAAACUUGCAGGCCACCCUCGCUUCUGCGAAGAGAUAAAGAGAAACCUGCCACCCUACACAGCAUACUUCACUAGAGUGUUCCAGAACAAGACGUUCCAUGUUUACAAGCUAUCUAGAAACAAGUAACCAAGCUCUCUGUCCAACCUCUAUUUUUGAUAUUGAAAUUCCAUCCUAAUGCAACUCAACAGUAACAUUUCAUAUGUCUUUAGGUAGCCUGUACCACAAAGCUGUGAUAGGAGGAAGUUGUAGAGAUGUUUACACAAGCGUUACCGUCCUCAAAAGUAUCUUAACACAAGCUUCUCUUUUUUAUCUCGUUUCAUUAAUGUUCUUUAGCCUAAAGGUUCUCACCUUUCUAGGAGUGGUCUCAAAUUUUGUUGUUGGGGAGAAACGUAAGUGUGCCACAGGUAGCCUGAACAGCCACACGUCAUUCAGGAAAUCCAGAGGCUGUUCGGGAUUUGAAAUACUUUCAAUUGACUUCAGACAGCUACGGUUGAGUCGAAUUAAGGGGAUGCAUAGUUAAAUUCUUCAGUAUCGUUUCACUAGUGAAGACCAACGGGGAGCUUUUUAAAAAGCUCUUUAUCGUCCUGUUUGACCUAAACAUUUUAUAAUGUUUUCCAAUCGCCAUGCUUUUAAUAUUUUUUUUAAAAAAUCAUGUUAGGUCUUUGUAUAUAUAUCUAAAACUUUUCGUUGUGCCCUGUCUGAAAUGUAAAGUUUAGCACUUCAGUAUGUGUGUGUGUGUGUGUGUGUGUGUGUGCGGGCGGGCGCGCAUGCAUGCAGGUGCAUGUUUUAAUGUGGGAUACAGAAAAGUGUGACAAAUUCCUUAUUGUAAGUCAUGAAAGGAGCAGAAAUGUUAUGUAGCCGAGCAGAAUUUGUUACUGUUUAGUGUUAUUUUAAAACCUAUUGAUACUAUUUAGCCUAUCCUGCAAGUAAGAAAAUUUUUCUUCAUUUCUUACUCAUUUAAAUUUACUGGGUUUGCAAAAUUUUCUAAACUUUUUGUUUUUAGCCUUUGUAUUUUUUACAGCCUAGAACCUUGCAAAGUCUGAAUAUUUUUAAAAUGUUCUAUCUUAACUAAUUCACGAAUACAAUAUUUUUGGCAGAGAGCAUUUUCAUACCAAAUUUGAUUUGUGGUCUCCAAUCUUAACUGUGAGGGCCCGGGUAAUGUUAUUCUUUUUCUUACUAAAAGGUAACUAAGUGCCUCUAAGUCAUGCUUAUUUGUAAACAACAAAGAGGAUUAUGUAUACCUGUUCAAACAUUUUUUGAUAAUUGCUUUUCUAAUUAAUUUCUAAUGAGGGGGACAUGUAAAAGUUGCUGAUAAAAGCAUAUUGCACAUUUAACUAAAUCAAGGUGGCUAAUGAAAUUAACUUUCUCCCCUGUUCUUGCCAAUUGGAAAUGAUGGAAAGGUCUCUCCUUGCACUUGUACUGAAGUACCCUAGGCAUCAAGCUAGACAGAUCACACGUUCAAGUUAUUUCACAUUCAGUUACUACUUAUUAAACAGUGUUCAAAAAAAGAAGUUUUAGACUGUCAUGUUGGACUCCAGGAUACUCGGCUUUUUUAUCCAAACUUAUUUAAAUUAAAAAAAAAAAUUGGCUGGGUUACUAAAUGAUGCAGCUGAAACUCCUGAAUUAUGUCUUUCCUGUAUUCUGUAAGAAGGUUGGAGACCACUGCAGUUUAGGGUAACACAGUAACAAAACACUUUAAUCAGUAGGAGAACUUUAAGCCAGGAAUGAUGCAUGCCUGGUGUGGCUGACAGCAUGGGUCAGCACAUCCUUCGGCGAGUGCCUUACUUUUCAUUGAAACGAAGCACACGUAAGGUACAUGUUAGACUACGUAGUUUUGUUUUUAAAGUCCUCGAUCACCUUCCAGAUAUAUUCCAGUUUUAUUUUAAAUAUUUCUAUAUGCACUAAUCUAAGCGUUUGCGUACGUGGAGUCUCAGCAUAAGAAACACGUCCUUAAAUGUGUAUGCUUAUCACCAUCUUGAUGGCACGCAGGAAUCUUUUUCUCCUAGUGUAGGUGCCAUUGUUGCCAAGAUAUUUAGUGUUUAGUCUUCAGCGAAAAAUACAAAGUGCCAAAAAAAAAAAUCUUGCAAGACAGAGUCCAUACAUACACUCUUUCCAAGACACUGUGACCAUGUGUAGUAGACAUUUUUCUUUGCUGAUGAACAAGUCUGUCAACAAAUCCCGUUAAACGUUCUUAGCGUUCAUCAGUAUUCUCUUGUAUGAUCUUGUUGGAGUCCACAGGAGGAAAGGGGAAGAGUGGCUGAUGCCUGGCUCUGUACCAGGCCAGAGCAUGGCACCGGGGGCCGUCACUCCCACCACACAGAUCUCAGCAGCUGUGUUAAUGUUUGGUAGUGGCCUCAAACGUGGCUGUUUUUUUAUGGGGAGGAUAACCCCUUGAUGUUGCUUCAGAGCUAGCUAGCUAGAAGAACCUCUCAGUACAAUAAGUGCUCUUAAUGAUCCUCUACUUACGUGACUCCCCAGAUUCCCUGACUGUCUCCACCCGUCUUGUGAGCUGACGAACCAGGCUGCUCCCCAGUGUCCUCUCAUUCCCGAGCUCCCUCCCGUGAGUUCUGUACUCGUACCAAACUGCCCUGUGCGAGUUCCCCUUCUUAUAGUAAGUACACACUUCAACACAAGCAUAGGAAAUGGGGUAAAAAGGGUUAUUUCUGUGAAAAUUAAUUUGACUGCUUUGGUAAGGCUUGAUAAGGUUGAGUCACUAAUAAAAACUGCUUUUGAGUAAAUUACCUGUGGUUGGGAAAAUUAUAAAAUAUUGGGAACAUGAAAUUCAAGAAAAUUUCAGAGCUCAGAUUGCUUUAUAGAUUUAAGUACCUGUUGCACCUUUAAAAACAUCUCUACUGACCAGAGGUAUUAGAACAUACCCAAACCACAUUCCUGGUACAAUUUAUGCAAGAAUAGAACUGGAAUCAUUGAACCCUUAUUGCAAAGGAAAGACCCUGGCUUCACAGCAGAAGAUUAGCAAAUGAAUGGACUAUUACACAUUUAAAGUUACGAUUCCCUACUUAGAUCUACUUACUUCAUUAAAUGGCUUCAUUAAAUGACUGAUACUGAUCACAGUGGCUAUUAGAGAUUCUAGUAUAGUUGAAAGGUUCCAGUCACUUUUAUUACAGUCCGAAGAAAUAGGGAUUCAUUUCAGAUAUAUUGGCCAGGAGCAUAAUUAGGUGUUAAGUAGGCCAUCUGUUGUCCACUUGCAGACGAUUUUCUUUCUUUGUGAGGUCAGCUAGGGGUGCGCGUGUGUGUGCACAUGUGCGCGUGUGCGUGUGUUGGGUUGGUGCUGCCGGAGGGCUAGGACUUAUGUAGAUAUUUCAUCUGGUCUGCAUCUUUACUUCACAGUUAACUAAAAAUGUUUACUCUCAUUCCAUGUGAACUUUGUCUAAGAUGUACCAAUUUUAGCUUAUCUUUGGCCAAAACUUACCUGAGUUAACAUAGAAAUACUCCCAUUUUUAAAAUUCAAUUGAAACCUUGGAAUUAAAUAGGAAGAUACAAAAUGUUCCCAGAUCAUGUAUCUUGGUUAAUAUGCUCCCAAAUGCUUUAUAUAUGACAACCUUUUUGGCCUAGAAGAGAGUGCUUAUCUGUUGAUGGAAAAAAGCUUUUAAGAUGAGAGUGGCUUGCUUUCUUGUGGCAAUUGGCAAUUGAUUUUCUGUAUUUAACAUCCUAUGGGUAAAAUCUUACAAAGAGCUUUUAUAAUUUGUUGUACUGAAUUGUACGGAGAUUAUAUACUAAAUAAAGCUCUUUUAAAGUACACAA